AUGCAAUUUAUCAAUGAGUUUUAUUAUUCUCCAAAUUAUUCAUAUAAUAUAAAUAAAAACUUGGAUCAUUGUAAAAUAUGGUCAUUAUAUUCUAAUAACUAUAUACUCCAAAUAUUAUAUUAUGAUAAUAUUGGUAUUCAAGUUACUGUAUCAUCUAAAAAAAGUUACAUUUAUUAUUAUUUGGGAAUAUUUUUAAUAUUAAUUAUAUUUAUCUUUAUUUCUCUAUAUUUUAUUUUUACAAUAUUUCAAUUUCUUAUACAAUUAUUGGUUCUAAUACUUAUUAUAUAUAUAUUAGGAAAUAAAUUUAUAAUAAGAUCACAAACUAUAUAUAUAUUAUUUGAUAUAGGCAUACAAGUUAAAACAUUGUAUGCUUUUAAUUCUGAAAUUAUUCCAUUUAUUGAUAAAACAAGGAUUAAAUCAAUUCUUAUUAAUGAGGGUAUAACUUAUACUGAGAUAUUUAAUUAUAUAUGCGUCAUUAUUGAUGAUCAAUAUUCAAUAUUUCUACCUUUUAUAUAUUUUAAAUUACCUAUAGAACAUAUCAUUAUUAUUUAUAAUUGCCUUCUCAAACUUUAA
Molecule: messenger RNA, 573 nt
Organism: Cryptosporidium muris RN66
Lineage: Eukaryota; Apicomplexa; Conoidasida; Eucoccidiorida; Cryptosporidiidae
Product: phosphatidylinositol-glycan biosynthesis class H protein, putative
Exons: 1
Coding region: 1-573 (190 amino acids)
Biological process (GO): GPI anchor biosynthetic process
Cellular component (GO): glycosylphosphatidylinositol-N-acetylglucosaminyltransferase (GPI-GnT) complex
Source: RefSeq, a predicted model, not a curated record